GUUAACGCAAGGCGGUGGAUGAGGGUGGGGGUUGUUGUGUAGUUUCCUGUCGAGUCGACAAGCCAAACGCCGAAACUAUGUGGUUUUUAAUAUUUCUGCUGGCUAUCGCCUCAUGUCACGCUUCACCCGCAUCUCUGGAAGUUGUCAAUGAUGAUGAACUGGUCAACCUAUUCCGCUCAGAGAAAUAUGUCGUCGUUUUGUUCACCAAAAAGGACUGUGAACCAUGCGAGGUGCUUGAAAAGGAGCUGACCGCUCUCCGAGAAGAUCUAGUCGAUGCUCUGAAUGCUUGGGUUGUGAAGGCUGUCUCAAGCAGUAUGGUCAAACUGUACAGUCCAACGAAGGAGCCAGCGUUAGUCUUCUUUAGGCAUGGAGUUCCAUUGCUUUAUGAUGGCCCAGUAAAUGACGAGCUGAUCUUGCAUACAUUCUCUGACAACAGAGAACCAGUUGUUAAGGAACUCAAUGAUGAUACUUUUGAACACCUUACUCAGGCUGCAACUGGUGCCACCACUGGUGAUUGGCUUGUCAUGUUCUACACUGACAACUGUGUGGACUGUCAGCGUCUUCAGGCAAGGUGGGAAGCUGUUGGUGCUAAACUGAAAACCCGCAUGAAUGUCGCUCGCGUUAACAAGGGCACUACUGGCGCAGUCACUGGUCGUCGUUUUGGUGUCCAAGAAGUUCCUACUUUUAUUUUAUUCCGGCAAGGUAGAAUGUAUCGAUACCAGCUUCAAAAAUAUGAUGUUGCAUCUUUUACUAAUUUUGCAACAGACUGGUACAAAAAUGCAAAGGCUGAAAAAAUUCCCACUCCAAAGUCACCUUUUGAUGACUUCACACAAAUGCUUGCUGAUUAUCUGAGGGAAAAUACAUGGAUAUUCUGGCUUGGUCUGAGUAGCUUUUGUAUCGGUUUAAUUUUCUCUCUUCUCCAAAGACGUAAACAGGGUGCAGUUAGUAAGCCUAAAUCUUCUGAGAGCAAGGCCUCUAAUGAAAGCAAGACCUCCAAGGAUUCUAGUAAAAAGAGCAAGUGAUUUGACUCUUUGUUUUCAAGUGGACUCAAGGAUUUUCUUUCAAUUGGUUGUGUUUUGUGACUAUUUUUUACUUCUUUUUUUCCAUAUGCUCUCAAAAGAGGGGUCACACAUGUCUUAACAAAUAUUUUGUGUCAUAUCCUGUGAGGAAUUUGGUAGUUCAUGUGUAGUCAAAUCAUUAUCACCAAAACCCUCCAUGAAUGUUGAAACAACAGUCUAUUUCACAUUGGGGUCUGUUUUCAAAAUGCUUUACAGUACAUUCCACAGCUAAUUAAAUGAACUUAAUACUUCCGAGGACCAAGACAUCCUCUACUUUUAAGACUGACUUUUCAUGAAAGAAACCAGCCUAAUUUUGUGUAAGCACAUGUAUUUUGAGGCAUUUUGUCUUUGUUCUAUCUACUAUCCUGAUGUUGAUCAUCAUGUAAAUGCCAUGGUAUUCUGUUUUGUGUUAAAUUUUCCUAUUUUGGGUUAUGUGAAUGUCUUAGUUGUUUCUGUCCUGGGAUUUUUUAAAAAUCCUGUGUAGCACUUACUGCUUUCCACCUAGUAAUAAUAUUAAUGUUGCAAUUAGGAGCUAAGGCUUUUCACCUUUAAUAAGCACUAAUGGGGAAGAAUUUUCACUUUUUUGGCAAAUUCAUUUUUAUUUGUGCUGUAAUAAAUGUACAUAACAUUGUUGA
Molecule: messenger RNA, 1693 nt
Organism: Thrips palmi
Lineage: Eukaryota; Metazoa; Arthropoda; Insecta; Thysanoptera; Thripidae
Exons: 6
Coding region: 78-1022 (314 amino acids)
Source: RefSeq, a predicted model, not a curated record